AUAUAAACAAAACAUAUUUGUAUAUAUGAACAAACGUUUUUAUUUCGUUUGGCUGAGACUUAGUUGUGUAUAUUGAAGAGUGGAAUUGAUUGAUCGUUCGAACGCAUUUCAAAAUGCCUCGAAUUGAUCCUAUGAAAUUGUUGGUGUGCCUGAGUGUGCUGCUUGCACCGAAUGGAGGCAUACGAAACGCUGGAGAAGUUAGGCGACUAGCAAAUUUAAUGGCAAAAUUUUCCAAAAAGCUCGUUUCCAAAUGCAUUUAUAUUCAAAUACUUAAGUGCACGGAAACCGAACUGCUAGGACAAUUCAUGCAAACUGGCGGAUGGUCAUUGGUGCACAUGUGGCUAGUCGACGGAAUUGCUUCCAAGAACUGGCCUCUUAUUCAAGAGCUCCUAGAAUUGUUGCUCUGCUGCCCGGUGGAUGUGGAACGACUAAAAAUUAACAGCACACCAAGGCUGGUAAAAUCUUUAUCAACCGACAGUGCUCAAGAACGUGUACGCGUUCUUGCCUCCAAGCUGGUAGAACAAUGGUUAUCUAUCGUGAAGGCACCGAAACAGCUGUCUCCAUUGAUGCCAUCUAAUCAGUCUGAAAUGCAGGCAACCAGCAAUAUAGCAGGGCUUACGAAUUCGGCCGAUGGAAAGCUUCUGAGCUCGGGGGAUCACAAUGUAUCAGCGCUUGGGUCAUUGGGGGAACAAGAGGGGUUUAGCAAUGGGAUGGAGGAUAAUCAUAAUCAACAAAACGGUUAUAUCGCGCAAAAUGGGAGUAAAACCAUGGAUGGGAUGCAACAAACAGAAGUUGCCGAUAUCGUGGAUGGUAGCAAAAAAUCAUUCCACUCGAUUGGCGACGAGCAGCAUCAACUGUCCCCUGUUACACACAAGAAAACUUCUUUAGUGUUGAAAAUAACAACCAAGAAUGGGAAGCAGGUUGUGGCCAAGGUAGUUAAAUCCCCAUCCAAGAGAAAGAGUAAACGUGAUCCACUCGAUCUGAACGAACCGGACGAUGCCGAAGAAUACGAAGAUGAUUAUGACGACGAUGACGAUGACGAGGACCAAGAGGAGGUACUUGUGAAUAUUGAAUCUGAUAAGCCGUCCAGCGAAUCUGCGUCCAUCGAAACUUCCGAAGAUAAGAAUUACGACGGUAAAGACAUGAAAAAGCUAGACGUACAAAACGGUGCAGAGAGUAGUAAAGAAAGAAACAGUACGUCGACAAAGGACAAAGAUCGGCAUCACCAUUCUCACCGGGAACGGGAGAAAGAUCGGAAGGGCAGUAUCAGUAGUAGUAGUCGGUCAUCUACUUCCAAGUCGUCUAGUAGCAGCAGCAGCAGCAGCAAACAUAAAUCGUCAAGUAGUAAUAAUAGUAGCAAUAGCAAGAGCAGCAGCUCGAGCUCUAGUCGCAGCAAGGAUCGCCAUGGUAGUAGUAGUAGCAGCAGCAAACACAAAAGCUCUUCGUCAUCUUCUUCCUCAUCUAAGUCAAGUAGCUCGAAGAGCACCAGCAGUAGUUCCGAUAAGCACCGAGAUCAUAAAUCAAGUCAUUCGAGUAGUGGCAGUAAGGAUUCAAAAAAUCUAUCGCUAUCAUCUUCAUCGAAUGGUAGCGAUAAAAAUUCCAAACUGUCUAGGAAAAGCUCGAAAGAAGACGGUGGUGCUUCAAACGACAGUGGUUCGGAAACGGGAAGUAUUUCCAGUAACAGAUCUGGGAAAUCUACGUCCGCUACCACCAUUCCAAGCAAGAAAGCUUCGAUUUCGAUCGAAGUUCGCAAUCCUGAGAAUCGCCCAAAAACAGUCAAAACGUACAAUUCCCAGUUUCGAUCGCACGGACUUAUCGAAGAAGCACCUCCUCCUCCGUCACGAAAGGGUUUGAAAAAACCUUCAUCGUCGUCGUCUACGUCACCUGGAGCACCUACCUCAAAUGGUCCUGCCAUUGGAUCCACAGCAACCGGUACGGUAAAACGAAGCUCGCCAAUGUCUACGGGACGAGACACUACCGCAGGGUCACCGAUUGACAAAAAGCCGAAAGAAGAUUUUCCAGAGCGACCAGGAUCUAUCAAGCUUAUUCCGCCGAAACGUCAACAUGCCUUGGUCGAGUCGGACAUGUUCAUGGAUGCGCUGUCUGCAACGCUGCGCAAGGACGUAAAGAAGCGCAAACGGCGAACGAGUGGAUCAGAGAACACCUCCACCGUCGUCGCUAAACCGGGUGAAGUUGGCAGCAGCAGCAAACCGGAUGGAAACCCCACGAAGGCGACCGAUACGGAAAGUUCAACGGCGACAACGACGGCACCGUCGACAAAAGCGGCGAGCGAGGAACCGGUGACAGAUGUGACACCCGCUGCAACCACACCUACCUCACCGAAGGUGCCCACGAUCGCACCGAUGUCCUUCUAUCGGGACACACUUGCGGAGGAUGAUGAUAAGGGAGGCGAGUCGGCGACGACGGAUGUCGAUGACGAUAAGAAGGUACAAACAGAGGAAGAAAAGGGUGUUACUGAGGAAAAGAAAGCGAUAUCGGACGAUAAGGAAGGCGAUGAUGAAGAUGACGAUGAGGGGCCAGUUUUGAAAAAAUCAAAGCGAAUCAAACGCAAACUCAACGAUGAUGACGAGGAAGAGAACGCGGAGGAUGGCGUUGGUGUUGGGGAUAAGAAAGUUAAAAAGGAUCCCACCGAGGGUGCGGCAGACAGCGAAGACGAUAAGACUGAGCUGAUGGACGCGGUGAUGAACGACGUAGAGAAGAAGAUAGCAGCAGAAGCCGAGGAAAGCGAGGAUAACUCGGCCAAGGGUGACGAUGAGGUACCGACGGGGAAGAAACCACCGGGUCCGGGUUGUGGCCCCGAUGGGCCACCAGGGGUGCUGGUUAUCCACCGACGGAAAGGACCGAAAAAACAGUUGCGUUGGAGGGCAGCAGAGGACCUUGAGGAGGUGCGCUAUUUCGAGCUGGACGUAACGGAACGAUGCAACGUGACGAAGUCGUUCACGGACAUGAAGCAAAUGGAGCGCGUGGACGAGCGCCAGAAAUUCAUGCUGUCGCGAAAGGUCGCCUCGGAGGAUAUCAUGGUUGAGCGGACCAUAUGGCGGCCACUGGUGGUGGUCGACAACGUACCACUGUCGCCGGAUGGCAACCAGAGUUUGGAGAGAAAUGUGCAGCGGCAGCGCGAACGCGGCUGUCUGCAAGCGCUUUACUUCAACAAGCACAUGAUCCCGGACUCGCCGGUCGAACCGGAACCGGCCGACAUCUACCAAACCGCCGAUCCGGUACACAUUCCGCUCGAGGACGUCACGGGCAAUCCGGACUCGGUGAACGACUUCACCAGCGUGCCGUGGCCGGAUCCGAAAUCGACACCACCGCACGAAUCGGCCGCCUUUAAUUCGCCCUUCUUUCCCACCGAUCUGCCUGCGGGCGCGGGCUUUGGUCCUGGUGGCUUUCCGCCACCGUUUGCGCCCGGUGCGGCGGCCACGAUCGGCCCAGGACCGUGGAAUUUGGGUCCACCGACGGCAGGUGGACCCGGCCCUCGGCCCGGUGUCCUAGCACCAGGGAUGUUUCCACUUAAUCAACCCCCGCCGGGCAUGGGUGGGCCCCCGCUUGGCGCCCCUGGUGGUGGGGGUGGAAGCCCUAAUAUAUUGAACCUGCCAUUGAACAUUCCACCGAACAUGCCACCACCGGGAAUGUUUCCGGGUGCGACAAACUUCAACGCGCCUCCACCGGAGAUUGGUCUCUUGGCGGGCGGACCCGAUGCCGGUGGCCGUCGAGGACCGGGUGAUUUUCGCAACGGUCCACCACCCAACCAGCAGUGGGUUAGCAAUAAUCGUCCGUUCGGUGGGGGCGGCAACAAUACAUCUCGCGGAGGUUUCGGCAACCGUGGCAGUGGAAGCGGAGGCGGCGGUAACUGGAAUAAUCGCAAUAACGCCGGUGGUAAUCGGAACGGAGGUGGCGUAGACCGCGGUCGGAUAGGCGAAGAAGGCCGCGGCAACUACCGGGGACACUGGGUUCAGAACAAUAAUCGAGGCCAUAACAAUAAUCGGGGCGGAGGUGGCCGGAAGUGGUAGCAUAGGAUGGCAGAGAGUUGGCAUGGACUGGACGAAGCCGAGCCAAUGGAGGUUGAUGAGGCGGCAAUCGACAGGAUGGACAUGUCCUGAAAAGUGGGUGUGUUACGGCUGGAGCCGAUCCUAUUCGAAUCGAUCUCGUACGUCCGUAGUUGUAUCAUAGAUGUUGUUUUAGAAUGAUUUCAUCUGUCGAUGGUUAACUUGUUUUACGGAAUUAGCUUUAGUUGGAUUGGUAGCAAUUUUGCUCGCAAUAUUUCACAAAAUUCAAAGGUCUAACGAUACUGGAGUAGAAUAAACUGAUGUACAUAUAUUAGAGCAAGAAUGUGUAGGAUUGCGUAGACGCAACAAUGCGUUUGUAGUUUGAGGUCCAGAAAUAGCGGUGCUUUCAAAGCAGAGCAUUUAUAGCAAUUGUGUAAAAUAAUUAUGGGGAUUUUAUUUGCCUUAUGCCAAUCAGCUGCUCGGUAGCGGAACGAAAUUCUUUUUAACG
Messenger RNA from Anopheles nili, 4515 nucleotides. It is a transcript of the gene PNUTS, whose product is annotated as serine-rich adhesin for platelets. Bases 114 to 4031 code for a protein of 1305 amino acids. Lineage: Eukaryota; Metazoa; Arthropoda; Insecta; Diptera; Culicidae. The transcript is spliced from 5 exons. The record is from RefSeq and is a predicted model, not a curated record.